Molecule: messenger RNA, 2592 nt
Organism: Sclerotinia trifoliorum
Lineage: Eukaryota; Fungi; Ascomycota; Leotiomycetes; Helotiales; Sclerotiniaceae
Source: the annotation of a GenBank genome assembly
AGUGGUUAACUUGACUUUAGGUACCCUUGUCGGUAAAGGUAAAGCGGGAGCUAAAAUUAGCGUGGUUAUGGCAUGUGAAGGGAAGGUUACGGAGGGGACAAGCUGGUCUGAACAUUUACCCUUUGAUUGAUUUGAUUUGAUCUGAAUCUUGAUGAUUUUGACGACUCCGCGCGCCCUUUGAGGAAUACAGGAAUAUUUGAAAGACGAUACUUUUUGUUAGGGACAAAGAGAAGAAGAAGAAGAGUUUGGGAAUAGGAAUUGAUUUUAUUGAAUUCAUUGAAUAUGGCAGACGCGGAGGAAAAGGCAAAGGCGGAAAAAUUGGCUGCGGCUAAGAAACGUGUAUGUUGUCCUGUUUUGUUAUGAGGGAUGAAUGGUUUCAGUGCGGGGUUUGGAGAGGUAGCUGGGGGGUUUAUUGAGGGUAGUUACUAACAAGUGAUAUAUAGGUGGAGGAAAUGAAAAAGAAGAAGGCGAAGAAGGCGGGGGUUAAGAAGGAAGAGAAGAGCGAAACUGCGGGUGAGAAGAGUGAAGAGACGAUUGAGACGACUGAGACGAGCGCUGCAGUACCAUCUGAAGCUCCAACAGAAGCUCCAAUUGAAGCGCCAAUCGAUACUCCUGUCGAAGCACCAAUCGCUCCCGAGGAGAUAAAAGUCGAGCAAGAAAGGAAAGAGGAAACGCCUCCAGCUCCAGAAGUUCCAGAAAAUAAGGAUGAAGAUGAGAAGGUAUCGGAACUCAGUUCUGCUGCGAGACAUGGAAGGUCGCCCUCGUUGUCGGUGCAAUCUAAGAUGAGGUCAUCUUCCUUUCGACAGGCUUCAGGAGCUCUUUCGCCGGAAGUUGCUUUUAGUCCUAGUGGUGAUACGGCGCCGGAUAUUUAUAGGAAACAAGCUUUGAAGAUUGAAGAAUUGGAGAAGGAGAAUAAGAAGUUGAGUAAAGAAGCGGUAGAUGCAGAGAAGAGGUGGAAAAAGGCGGAAGAAGAAUUGGAGGAUUUGAGGGAGGCAGAAGGGGAGUCUGCUAAAGGGGAGAAAAGUACUGAUAGUGGGUCUUCGGAGGAGGUGGAGAAGUUGGUAAGUGCUGGAGGAUAUAGUGAGUUGUUUACGGAGCUAAUUGAAUUUUGUAGAAAUCAGAAAUCGCGGCCCUCCAACGACAGAAUACACAACUUCAUGUUUCAUCCUCGCGAAAACAUGUUUCUUCGCCUUCGAUGUCGGUACCUGUACCAUCAGAUUUGGAAGCCGAGCUAAGAUCUAAGUCUUCAACAAUUGAGUCUAUGGAAAUUGAAAUUUCCAAUCUUCGGGCACAGCUUGAACGAGUCGCAUCAGGAUCAUCUGUCGAAAAAGAACAAAUUACCGCUCUUGAGGAUAAGUUAGCACGAAGUGAAAAGUUGGCUGCAAAAGCGCAACGCGAAUUGGGAGAUUUGAAAAAGAACCUCGAAAGAACGACUGAGAAAGCUGUCAAAGAAGGUAGUGAACGCAUAUCUGCAGAAACAAAAUUACGAACACUAGAACGGGAAGCAGAGGAAGCUAAAGCACAUAGUGAUGAACUUCAGAAGAAAGUAGAGGCGCUUGAAAAGAAAGUGUCUACACUCACGACGCUUCAUAAAGAGCACGAUGCUCGAUCGCAAGCUCAGAAGAAAGAACGUGAAAAAGUGGAAAAAGAAGCAUCAGAUCUCCGAAUCCGAUUUGCCAGUGUUGAGAAUGAAAAUUCACGUCUGAAGGAAGAAAGGGAUAGGUUGAAGAAACGAGAUGCACAAGGAAUUGAUGAUGAUGGGGUUGAUGAACUAGAAAAUGAGGAAAGACAACGCUUGGAAAGGAAAGUUAGAGAUUUAGAAGCGGAAGUCCAUGAAUUAAGAAGAGGAGUAUGGAGAGAUCGAAGAAGAGAAAUGGAGGGAGAAGGAGAUGAUACGAGUCCAGGAGCAAGAUUCACAGAUGUAGAUUUAGGCGGAAGUGGAAGUCCUCAUGCGAGAAAGAGCGGUGUUUUGCACCAAGGAAAAGGCAUUGGAGAUUAUCUAACAAGUGGCUUUAAUGCUAUUACUGGUGGUACGGCUCCCUUGGGUUUGGGUCAUGCACAUGGAGGAGCAGAUGAAGAAGAAGAUUUAUUGGAUGAUGAUGAUUUACUCGAAUUUGAUGAAGAAGCUUUUAGGAAGGCGCAGCAGGAGGAGGCGGCGAAGAGGAUUGAGAGGGUUAAGGAGGUUAAGCGGGCGUUGAAGAAUUGGGAGGGUUGGAGGUUGGAUUUGGUCGAGAAUAGGAGUGCGGGUGGUGAGGGGGUGGGAGAAAUUUUUGAGAUUUAGAACGGUUGUGGGGUGAGGGGAGAUGGAGAUGGAGAUGGCAGGUGGUUGGUUUUGCGUUAUGGUGAUUGUGAUGUGUGAGGGGUGGUAGAUGGGAAUUGUGGAUUGUGGGUUAAGGUAUAGGGGUGUAUGAUGAUGGACGGAUUGGUUGGUUGAUUGAUUGAUUGAUCGGUCGUGAAUGUAAGAUUAAGAUUAAGAAUAAGAACAAGAACAAAAUUUAGGUUUAUUAUUAGGUGUAAAAUUUAAAAUUUAAAUCAUAAGUUAGUAAAUAUAGAGUAGAGUAUAUGAAUAAUACGAAUAGUAUACACACUUUA